This is a messenger RNA of Phyllotreta striolata, 1596 nucleotides long. NCBI's taxonomy places the organism in Eukaryota, Metazoa, Arthropoda, Insecta, Coleoptera, Chrysomelidae. The record is from the annotation of a GenBank genome assembly.
AGUUCCGAAUUAGUCCGCAAACGCGUUCGUGAAUUACCAAUCACUCAUAUCAGAUCAGUUAAAAAAUAUGACGAAUCAAAAAUUGCUAAGAAAAUCUUUUUGGCAGAUCGAGUUUCUUCUGAAAUUGAACGGGCUGCUACCGGGAGAAAGAUAUCAAAUACUGUACUCGUUCUAUACCUCUUGCCUGCUGUUCGUUUUCAAAAUCGUAUUCCCCAUUCUGGGAUACACUUUCAUUUACAAGGCGGAUCCCAGCGAAAGGAUGAUCUUGAUUGGCAAUUCUUUCGUCUACAUAGAAGUGUUGGUGUUGGUAUUCAAACACUGGCCCUUCAUCACUAACCCGGAUUUGACCAAAAGGCUCCUGAAUCAAUGGAACGAGAGUAUUUUCAACACGGAAGUGGAAAUUGAUAAACAUAUCAUCGAGGAAUCGAUGCGACAACGUAAAAUCAAACAUAACGUGUAUUUCUAUUCGGCUACUUCAGCGCCUUUUGUGAUGUUGAUAAACGUCAUACUUUCUGAUCACAGCGAUUUAAAAUUGCCUAUUUGGAUGCCAGUAGAUGUUUUAAAUAGUACCAGUUGGUAUGUUUGCACUAAUGCCUUCGUUUUUUCAGCGUACUUACACGGGGUAUUAGGACAUUUUUGCGUUGAUAUGCUCAUAGUGAGUUACAUGUUGUACUGCGCAGCGCAGCUUAAACUCAUCAAGUACAAGUUGGAGAAUAUGGAGCAAUAUUUGGAUACAGAUUUAACUACGCCUGAUCAAAUAGGUCUUGAUGAUCUGGUCCAAAAGAAAAUUUAUGCACAAAUCACGCAGUGUGUCAAACUUUACGAUGCUGUUUUUAGUUAUGUCCAAGAGUUGGAAAACGUCUAUUCCAUUGGUGUAUUUGCCCAAUUUUUGGUUGCAUCAAUCGUACUUUCGAUUUGCCUAUAUAACAUGUCACAGUUGGAAUCAUUGGAAAUGAAUCUAGCAUACGUUAUGUCUUUCUUUGUUCCCAUGACAUAUUUACUGUACUUAUACUGCAAUCUUGGUACCCUUGUGAUGGAAGAGAGCACAACAAUCGGAGAUGCCAUUCUCAGAAGUCAAUGGUACAACUACGACAUAAAGUCCAAAAGAUCUCUAAUGAUUUUAAUUGAACGAUCAAAAAGACCCAUUAGGUUUACGGCUGGUAAACUAAUUGAUUUAUCAUUGGACACGUUUGUUCUCAUGGUCAAACGAGCAUAUUCACUACUCGCUCUGCUUAAAAAUUUCAAUUAGAUUUGGAUAAAAAAAAUUAAGGAAACAGCCUGGCAAGAAAUGGACCAUAAUAUUUCUCACAUAAUUUUAAGAAUUUCUAUAUGCACUUAAUUGUGUUUUAAAUUGUGCAAUUGACAGUUAGAAGAAUCACAUUUAUUAGUAUUGUAGUAUUUAGAAUGAGUCAAAAUGUUUAAUUUAAGUAAAAAUUUAUUUGUAGGAGUUACAUUACUUAGUGGAAUAUUGUUAACGCUAAUUAAAUAAUUAGGCAAAGAAAGUAAUCUAAUUAAAAGUUGUACGCUAUAUUUUGCACGUUAAAAUGAUUAAUGUACACUUAGCAAUGCCAAAAAAAUACAUAAAUUUAAAUAUCA